Linum trigynum is the source of this 477-nucleotide messenger RNA. Lineage: Eukaryota; Viridiplantae; Streptophyta; Magnoliopsida; Malpighiales; Linaceae. The record is from the annotation of a GenBank genome assembly.
AUGAGCGCCACCGGCAACCAGCCGACGGCUACGCCAGGCACCCAGAGCGAACAGUCCCUACCGGCUCAGGUCUCCUCGCCGGUGCAAGCGGCGAAACGGCCGAAAACACUUAGUGUCGGAGGGUUUACAGGGGAGGGAGCGAUGGUGGUCGAGCAAACCAAUAUCCUGGAGAACCUUGAGAAGGAAACAAACACCUCCCGGCCAUCGACACUAUUGAUAGAUGCGAUGCCUGUGAUAGCUGGGAACGCAGCGACAACCACCGCGCCGGAGGGGCUGGCAAGCCAGCCGCUCUCUUCUAAGGAUACGGCGAUCGUAGCUCAGAAUGGAGGAUCAGAUGAGGAUGCGGGAAAGGCUGAGGGAGAGAUGAUCGAUAGCGAUGGUGAGGGUGAACCGGACUGCCCUAAUGUGAAAUUCCAUAGGGCUUCACCAAGAGGUGGCGCCAAAGAUGGAGACUUGCCCUCGUCGUCCGCGUCCUAG